Molecule: messenger RNA, 978 nt
Organism: Aspergillus puulaauensis
Lineage: Eukaryota; Fungi; Ascomycota; Eurotiomycetes; Eurotiales; Aspergillaceae
Exons: 5
Coding region: 1-978 (325 amino acids)
Source: RefSeq, a predicted model, not a curated record
AUGUUUGAGACACUCCAGCCAGCCGCAUAUGGCGCGUCUUUUGCGUUCUUUGCAUUGUCCUUGACCACGACAAUCCUGCGCAUGUACUCACGGAAAUGCAUCAUCAAGAGCUUUGGCAGAGACGACUGGUGGAUGGUGUUUGUGUUUAUAUUCAACACAGCCCAGCAGGGCUUGUUCUGCGUCUUUCUCUACUACGGCGGUGGAUUACACACGACUGAGGUCUCGAUGGAGCACCAGGCCAUGCUCCCAAAGCUUCUCUUUGCAGAGGAAAUCCUGUACAUCUGGAUGCAUCUCAUCAUCAAGCACGCCUUCCUCCAGUUCUAUCUCCGGCUCGCAAAUAAAACCUCGUUCACGUACAGCGUCUAUGCCACCAUGGUCCUGAACCUCGCGGUUGCGGUGGCCAUUUGGCUCUUGUACUGCCUCCAAUGCCGUCCUCUGCCAGCGUUUUGGAACCCGACAAUGUAUCCCGAUGCAAGCUGCCUUAAAACCGCAGUGACUUAUUAUGUGCCCGCUUCGCUGAACAUCCUCACCGACUUUAUCAUCCUCUCGCUUCCCAUCCGCCCCCUGUGGAACAUGCAAGCCAGUCUCUCACGGCGCCUGGGUGUUAUUGCUGUCGUCUCAGUUGGAAGCGUCGCCGUAAUCGUGUCCUGCCUUCGCCUCAUCGUCCUCCACGAGUUCGCGGUGAAUCCCGAUUUCUCAUAUAUUCUCGGCAAGAUGGUGAUAAUAUCGGCAGCAGAGUUGAAUGUGGCGAUCAUGGCAGCAAACGCACCUUCUCUGAAGGCCGUGUGGCUGAAGCACGUCAGUGGAUCUCUCAGCAAUUACAUGUCGUCGAUGCCUCUUUCCUCGCUGUCCAAGAAACAGAAUUCUGCCCCAGAAGCCCCAGUCAGUCGGCGGCGAGAUGUGCCAAAGCAUGAUGGAGACUUGCCAGACUCGUCGUCGAUGAACAAUCUGGUUGAGCCUAGAAGUUACGAGAAUUAG